This is a messenger RNA of Lodderomyces parapsilosis, 789 nucleotides long. RefSeq lists its product as uncharacterized. Bases 1 to 789 code for a protein of 262 amino acids. The record is from RefSeq and is a predicted model, not a curated record. The transcript has a single exon. Lineage: Eukaryota; Fungi; Ascomycota; Pichiomycetes; Serinales; Debaryomycetaceae.
AUGUCAAUAACACAUACACGUACCACCCCUAGAGAUGAGUUUGACGCUCUUACAAGUCACAAACUUACAUCUAUUACUACUUUGGAGCAACUAGCUCGUGAAACAACCAAUGAUUUGAGAAAACUUCGAAAUACAAAACAAGUGCAAAGACAAGUGCUCAAAGCCAUGUCCCUUGCAUAUAUCGACCAACAAACAGAGGAGAAACUUCUACAGAAAAUAUCAGAAAUGGAGAACAAGAAAGAUUUGCUAACUUUUUAUGAUGGUCCUUCUGAAUUGCUAACUAAGGAGAUUGAUGAGUUGAAAUCAAAUUGGAAAGAAUUGGACAAUUUGAAGAGUAUCAAACAAGAAGAAUUGAAAUUGCUUGCUGAUGAUGUGAGUGAAAGGUAUAGAAGUUGUGAUAGGAGAAAAGCCGAGGUUGAUAAACUAAUAGAAGAAGGAGAACAACUCGAACGUGAGUUUGAGCAAUUGAUUAAUGAAGAUAAUGAAGAUAGAGAGCUAUUUGAAUUGGCAGUACAGGCGGAUUCAAUUGAUUUAGACCCAUCACAGAUCAAUAGUCAAGUUAAACAAGACGUGGAUGAAGAUUUGAAGCGUGUGACAGAUGAAAUAGAUCAAAAGGGAAGUGAAAUUGAAAACGAAAAAAAUAACAUUACAACAAUUCAACAACUAUUGCAAAGUAAGAAACGGCAUUUGGCUAAGUUGCCUACAGACGACAAUGCAAAUGACCCUGUUAGAAAUUUUUAUUACUUUUUAAUGAAGUUGAAUGAAUUAUUGGAAAUUUUGAAAGAGUAG